AUGAUUGACAGUGACGAUUCCAGUGUGGAGGAUAUUGAAGUAAGAAAGGCUUUUGCUUGCCCUUAUUUCCGCCGCGAUCCGGUUCGCCACAUCGAAUGCUUGAGCCGCAAGCUCUACCGCAUACAAGACGUCAAGCAGCAUCUAUAUCGGCGCCAUUACAUGACGCGAGACAAGUCUCCAGACGCUUCGGAUAACUCAAGAGGUGUGAAUACAAGAACACAGAGCAUUUUGAAACUUCGCUUAGAUAGAAGACUAUCGCCAGAGAGGCAAUGGCACAAGAUCUGGGAGACUCUUUUUAAUCUGAAAUUGCCAAGAGAAGGGCCUUAUCUCGGUGACUCUAAGGAAGAGAUUGUUGGAAGUAUGAUUGCGGUAUGUAAGCAGGGAAGCAGUCGAGUUGUCCCGGGGAUAUUGAGAAGCCUAGGCCUUUCCAAUGAGAAAAGGAAAUCUGUUCAACAGUUGAUGGAACAGCUUCUUAGCGGCUUUGAAGCAUUAUCAGAUGAGCGAUCAAACGCCAUGGAGAUGGAGGAGACGGAGGAGACAGAGAAAGCUUCGAUAUGCGGUGGCGUUGAUUCGAUACCGCAGACACCCAAGGAUAUGGAGUUUGAGUUUGACUUUAACAUACCAUUGGAUCGAUCACCCUCGCCAGAGAUGCUGAAUUCUUACCCUAGCAAAGACAGGACGCAGAUACAGGAAUCCAGCUCGGUGACACCGACCGAGUUGCCAGACUAUACCACUCUCAAGACAAACAAGGAGGACAUCUUAGUGGGAUAUCAGUCUACAAAACACGUCAACCAAAACGUCCAGGUGAAGAAUUCUUGGCCACCAAAUACUGCAGUUUGCACACCCAAGACAUUUGAAAGCUCGGAGAUGGCUUGUGCUACGAGUAACAUCGAGUCGGCCGGGAAGUCACUAAAUUGCUUGACUCAUGUCCUCGAGGAUAUGGAGGAAUCCGACCCAUAUGAGUAUGUCGAUGCAUGGGAAUGCCAUUACUGCGGAUUUGAAUACAUCUUCAGACCUAGAGGAGGGAGCAGCGACAGGUUGUGCUUUAACUACCCAUGCUUAGGGCGGCUUCCCAGCUACUACGAUUCAGUGUACAAGGCACGGGUCAUCAGAGGAGGUUGA
Molecule: messenger RNA, 1122 nt
Organism: Fusarium musae
Lineage: Eukaryota; Fungi; Ascomycota; Sordariomycetes; Hypocreales; Nectriaceae
Exons: 1
Coding region: 1-1122 (373 amino acids)
Source: RefSeq, a predicted model, not a curated record